AUGCGCGCCCCCGCGACGGGCCCGUGCAAGUGCGGGUCGACGACGCACUUCCGCACGUCCCAUCGCGACUGCCCGCUGAAGAAGCCGCGGAAAUCGCGCAAGGCGAACGGCGCCGCCGCCGCGGCGGCGGUGCCCCUGGCCGCGUCGGCGGCCGUCGUCGUGCCGCCGGGCCCCGUGCCCCCGCCGUUCCCCGAGCCCGCGGCCGUCCCGCCGGCGCCCGUGCCCGUCGCGACGGCGCCGGUGCCCAUCGCGCCGCGCGUCGCCGUCGUCGAGCCCGAGCCCGGGGCCUACGUCGAGGACGCGCUGCCCUUCCGGGCCGAGGGCCCCCACGUGGGCGCGCGGCUCCGGCGGAGCGUGCGCACGCCCGCGCGGAGCCUCUGGGUCGAGGGCUUCGUCGUCGGCUACCUCGGCGCGGACGAGUCCGACUUCUUCGACGCGCUCGGCCAGCCCGCGCCCCUCUACCGCGUGCGCUACGACGGCGGCCUGCUGGCGCUGCGGGGCGACGAGGAGGACCUCGAGGAGCACGAGCUCCUGCCGUCGCUCGCGCCCGCGACGCUCCCGCCGGGCGACCCGCGGUCCGCGGCGCGACCGCUCGACGACGAGGGCCGCGUCGCGCCCGCGGAGUCGCCCUACGAGAAGCUGCGCGAGGCGAACAUCGCGCGCAACGAGGCGGCGCUCCAGGCCCUGGGCCUCGCGAACGGGACCCGCGCGGACCCGCCCGCGGGCGACGACCUCGUCUGCCUGCCCAAGAAGAACAAGCGCGCGGCCGACGCGCCGGGCGGCCGCGGCGCCAAGGCCGCGCGGCGGCCGUCGGAGGCCGACUCCCUCGAGGACGAGUCCCUCGGCCUCACGGACGACGGAAACGAGGCGCCCGAGCCCGCCGCGGCGCCCGCGUUCGCCUACGACGACGACGGCGUCAACUCCGCGGAGGCGGGCCCCGUGACGCUCGCGCGCCUCGGCGAGCUGCUCCGCCGCGCGCUGGACGACGACGAGUACCACAUCUUCGGCGGCGGCGGCCUCCACGAGCCGCCCGUCGCGCUGUUCUACGACCUGGACGCGUGGGAGACGCAGCUCCGCGCGUGCGUCGGCGCCUUCGGCCCGACCUUCGAGCACGCCAUCGCCUGCAAGUCGAACCCGCUCGCGCUCAUGCUGCGGCGCGCGGCGGAGCUGGGCUUCGGCGUCGAGUGCGCGUCGGCGACGGAGGCGGCGCACGCCGUCGAGGCCUGCGGCGUCGCGCCGGGCCGCGUCGUCUUCGACUCGCCGUGCAAGACGCGCGUGGAGCUGGCCUACGCGCUGGAGACGGGCCUGCACUGCAACCUGGACAACCUCGACGAGCUCGACCGCGCGACGGAAAUCGUCGCGCGCAUGGGCCGGCCGCCCGCGGGCCGCGUCGGCGUCCGCGUGAACCCGCGCGUCGGCGCCGGCACGAUCGCGGCCCUGUCCGUGUCUACGUCGGCAUCCAAGUUCGGCGUCGACAUCGGCGACGCGGCGCAGCGCGCCGACUUGCUCGCGAAAUUCGCGGCGCGGCCCUGGCUGACGAGCGUGCACGUGCACGUGGGCUCCGGCGGCAUGGGCCUCGGCCAGCUCGUCGCGGGCGUCGCGGCCGCCGUCGCCUUCGCGAACGACGCGCGCGAGACGAACGCCGUCGCCUGCGUCGACAUCGGCGGCGGCCUGCCCGUCGACUACGGCUCCGACGCGGCGCCGGACUUCGCGGGCUACGCGGCGUUACUCCGCGACGCGACGCCCGAGCUCUUCGACGGGACCUACGCGGUCGUCACGGAAUUCGGCGCGUCGCUGAACGCGAAGAGCGGCUUCCUCGCUUCUCGGAUCGAGUGGCUCAAGGACCAGCCGACGCGCAGGCUCGCGAUCGUCCAUUUCGGCGCGGACCUGUGCCUCCGGCAGGCCUACACGGCCGACCACGGCCGCCGCUGGGCGGCCUUCGACGCGGCGGGGCGCGCGUUCCCACACGACGCCCCGCUGGCCGACGCGGCCAUCGGCGGGCCCCUCUGCUUCCAGGGCGACAUCCUCGCCGACGACCUCAAGUUGCCCGCGGCGCUGCGGGCGGGCGAUUUGGUCGUCAUGCGCGACGCGGGCGCGAACUCGCUCAGCCUCUUCAGCCGCCACUGCUCCCGCGUCGCGCCGCCGGUCUACGGCUUCCGGACCGUCGCGCGGCGCGACGACGACGCCGUGCCCCACAUCGACGACCGCGACCCGCUCGAGCUCGUCCCGCUCAAGCCCCGCGAGCGGCGGGAGGACGCCCCGGAGGCCCUGGUCGGGCGCAUCGGCGCCAUCUUCGCGCGGCGGUCGGACCUGGGCGACGACCUCGACGAGGGCGAGCAGCGGAAGGUCGCAGCGGGCAAGGACCACGCCCACUUCGACCGCGUGCGCGUCGACGAGGGCACGUUCACGCCCGAAGGCCUCAAGGGCAGCACGACGUUCCAGAACUCGAAGCGGUUUCGCGAGAAGAACUCGCCCGUCGAGGACCGCGCGGUCUGCGUCGUCACGAGCCGCAUGUCCGCGGCGCUCGAGGCCCACGCGGCGGCGACGCCCCUCCGCAAGCCCGUGAGCUUCGGGCCGGGCCGCCUCGGCGAGCAGCUCUGGGUCGAGAGCGACACGCUGGACACGUCCGUCGUCUGCGUCGGCGACGAGUUCGGCGUCUUCCGCGGCGGCGCGGACGCGCCCGCGCUCGUCCUCCGGGUCGCGAGCCCGCGGCGGCCCUGCUCCUACGUCGACUCGAUCCACGGCGGGACCUACACGCGCGACGGCGUGCGGUCCUUCGCCGCGCGCACGGGCAACGCGGGCAUCUUCUGCCGCGUGCUAGGCGACGGCGGCGCCGCGGCCGCGGGCGACGAGCUCCGCCUGCUGAAGCGCCCGCACCCGACCUGGCCCCUGGCCCGCCUCGCGAAGCUCGUCUACUCGGGCAAGGGCCUGCUCUCGGGCAAGGCCCUCCCGCGGUCCGACUGGGCGGGCACCGCCGCGGAGCUCGAGGAGGCCGCGGCGCUCCCGGAGCUCGCGGUGCUCGAGUGGAAGGAGGAGCUCAACGGCAUGCUCGGCCGGAAACCCAUCGGCCAGUACGCCGCCGCGGCCCCGGCGCCGACGCGCGCGGCGCCGGACGCCGCCGGGGGCCUCGGCGCCGUCGUCGCGCUCGCCAUCGCGGGCAACGCGGCCCUACUCCUCCUCGUCGCCGCCUCCGUCGCCCUCGGAUGA
Molecule: messenger RNA, 3207 nt
Organism: Aureococcus anophagefferens
Lineage: Eukaryota; Pelagophyceae; Pelagomonadales; Pelagomonadaceae
Exons: 3
Coding region: 1-3207 (1068 amino acids)
Molecular function (GO): molybdenum ion binding; diaminopimelate decarboxylase activity; pyridoxal phosphate binding
Source: RefSeq, a predicted model, not a curated record